GACCGGGGAAAGGAAGUGUGUUACUUUAUGGAGGGCACCCACUCCCGGCUUCCGCGGGGAUGGUGCAGGGUGCUUCGUGUCACUGCUUCCCCGGCCUGGCCUGAGCACUUGGGUCUCCGGUGAAGGGCGGAGGUAGCCGCAGGCUCGGGACCUGCUUGUUUCUCUGGCGGACACCACGGGCUGACCGUGGUCGCUGCUCUUUGGCUGCUCUUGCUGACCUUGGCCCAGGGUCGGAGCCGAUGGCGUCUUGGGCCGCUGUCAGCCUAGGCAGAGUUCCUGCCCGGUGCUUGUGGGCUCAAGGCCCCGGUGUCCGGGCGGCUCUUCCGUCCACCCUCGCGGCCUCCCAGCCUGAGCCCACGGGCUGCAACCCCGCUCCGGGCAGGACGCUGCACCUCAGCGCGGCGGUCCCCGCAGGGCACAACAAGUGGUCCAAAGUCCGGCAUAUCAAGGGUCCCAAGGACGCCGAAAGGAGUCGCAUCUUCUCCAAGCUCUGUUUGAGCAUCCGCCUGGCGGUUAAAGAAGGAGGCCCCAACCCUGAACUCAACAGCAGUCUGGCCAACAUCUUAGAGGUGUGUCGCAGCAAGCACAUGCCCAAGUCAACGAUUGAGGCAUCACUGAAAAUGGGGAAAACCAAGGAUGUUUAUUUGCUGUAUGAGGGCCGAGGCCCUGGUGGCUCUUCCCUGCUCAUUGAGGCAUUAUCCAGCAGUGGCUCCAAGUGCCAUUCAGACAUCAGACAUAUCCUGAACAAGAACGGGGGAAUGAUGGCUGAUGGAGCUCGCCACUCCUUUGACAAAAAGGGGGUGAUCGUGGUUGGAGUGGAGGACCGAGAGAAGAAAGCCGUGAACCUAGAGCGUGCCCUGGAGAUGGCAAUUGAAGCAGGAGCUGAAGAUGUCAAGGAAACUGAAGACGAAGAGGAAAAGAACAUUUUUAAAUUUAUUUGUGAUGCCUCUUCACUGCAUCAAGUGAGGAAGAAGCUGGACUCGCUGGGCUUGUGUUCUGUGUCCUGUUCGCUAGAAUUCAUCCCCAACACAAAGGUUCGGCUCGCUGACCCCGACCUGGAGCAGGCUGCCCUUCUCAUCCAGGCUCUUGGCAACCACGAGGAUGUGAUCCAGGUCUAUGACAACAUUGAGUAACCAGGCUGUAUGUGCCCAUGAGGUCCUUCCUAGGCAACUGGCAGCCCUUUCUGGAGCACAGGCUUUUGCAGCGUACUCUGAGACUGAAGCAGAUUGGAGACCUAGCAGCUUAGGAGACACAAAACCAAGACCUGCAGCCCUUUGAGGCCAAGGGAAUCACUACAUCUCUGUGGGGCCUCUUUGUCAGUUCUGCUGAUGUCUCAUAGCCCUCCUGGAUGCAGGGUGGAAACAGCCAGCUAAUCAGACUCUGAUCUCAGGGAAGGAUAGGUGCCCUGAGGACCCAUGUACUAUAAACUACUUUUUUUUUUUUUUUUUAAGAGAGAGAGGGAGAAUGCCUGAGCAAGGUAGAGGGGCAGAGGGAGAGAGAAUCUCAAGCAGGCUCCACGCUCAGCAUGGAGCCUGACACAGGGCUCAGUCCCACAAAUGACCUGAGCCGAAAUCAAGAGCCAGAUAAUCAACUGAGCCACCCAGGCACCUCGGAAGCUACUCUUAAAUAAGGUGAUUGAAAAAAAAAAUAAUAAUAAGGUGAUUGAUGUGGGUUGCUGCACUGCUAUUGUGUGGGUCUUCUGUUUUCCUGGGUUUUUGUCCAGCUGUUGGAACCCUCUUGACUUCCUUUGACAUCUAUGGGUUUAGUUCCACUACUCCAGAACUUUUUUUUUUUUAAUUGACCAAAGAAAUGUAGCUCUCUUUGGGUACUACUCUGUGCUCUAAUGCUGGUUUAAUGGCCUAAACCUGUCACUGAUCAUGCAAAUAGUAUUUGUCAAACACCUGUGUACCAAGACCUGUACUUACCAGGAGUACAGGCUAUUUAUUUGGUGCCCUGAGUUAGAUCCUGCCCUAAGGCAUAAGACCUCAGAGGUCAGACACAGGACUUCUGUCUGCUGGAGCUAUCCUUGGGCAGUGUGAGCUGCUGUGCCUGCAUCCUUGUUCUCUUCAGGUGGCCUCUGUGCCCUGCUUCUGCCAGAGAGCUUAAGGUUCUAACCCAGUAGGAAACCCAAGUGCCAAUAAUAAGGGACUCCCAGGCCCUGCUUUGCCCAGCCUUCCAUGUGUUCUGAGAUUGGUCAGAGUGGACCUGUGAGCAGAUUGGACUGCUCUCAGGAAAGGCUAUGCCAUGCUGGUUUUGAAACUUGCUUGAUCCCCAGAACACCCACCCUGGCUCCUUUUCAUCCCUCCUGCUAAAUGAUGGGGCACUGGGAACUGGAGAGGAAAUGAGAAUAGAAGGAAGGGUGAAGGACUGAGUCAGAGCCUGACAGCUGGGGAAUAGGGCCGUUUGUACCUUAUGCUCUUCAGAGUCACUUUUGGGUUUAGAGAGACCAAGAGUGCCAAUCACCUGUGCUGGAGCCCGUCAAGCAUGUCAGGCCUGGAGUAGCUUUUUGAUCCCUAUUAUUCACCUACUCAAGUUUUUUAAGCCAGUUCUGAACUCAGUAAUUUUCCUGAAGGAGCCUCAGGGAAAUGAGGAAAAGAAGAAAAACCAAUUUGGCUAUAAAUAAUAACUUCCUCCUUCUAGGAAAAGAUUCCUAAUUCCAUCAUGACUUCAGCAGUUGGAGAGCAAAGGCAAGGGGGAGGAAAACCAAUGAAUAAACCAUGAAAAUGCCAAAGCAUAUGCUCUUAUACCUCAUUUCAUAAUCAUGAUACUACCUGGAAUUUUGUUUGUAUAGGAGAUAACUCAUCCAAAUAUCUGAUGAACACAUCAUUAAAAUAGUGCAACUUAAAGUUGAAGUGCUGCUUUGUAAUUUAUGAUUCUUUCAUAUGUUAUUUAUUUGAUUUUCACAGAAAACGUAUAAAAUAAUGAGGCCAAGUAUUAUGAACAAAUGGUCUCAUACCAAGUAGGUGAGAAUAGGUCUAAUACUACAUUUUCUAUUGAUAGACCUUGGUUUGUAAAAUAGCUCUGUUUUGUAAACUUUGAAUAUAAUUAUAAUUUGGAGGAAUGUGAUAAUUUCUGAUAUGAGACAUCUGCACCAGGAAAGCCAUCUCUGGAAGGGAACUUGGCUACUCAUGUGAACAUUCCUCUAAUAUAGGUAGGAUUUGUUAAUUUUUGUGUAACCAAUUUUCUUCCAGCAAGGCAUACUAGAUGGCUCUGCACUGACCCCUGGUGGUGCCCCACAGUCUUUCCUGAGGUUAAUAUGGAAGAGGCAGAAAUGAAACCUUAUUUGGACCUGUUCUGCUUCUAAGUCUGCUAGAGCGCUUUAGCUACAUAGGUUAAGUAGUUAAAUAACUAUUUAACUGAAUAGUUAAUUAGAGAGGGUAGGAGUUAUUCUUCUACUAAAACUUAUUUUUCAAAGAAUAUUUUAGGUCAGAAAAUGUUUACAAUAUAAUGUUAAGUGGAAAACAAAGAUGUGAAAAACUGUAUAGUAUGGUCCAAAUUUUAAAAUCUAGUCAUAUCUAUGUAUGAACUUAAAAAAAAAACAGAAGGAAGUGUAUCAAAAUCUCAAAACUGGUUAUCUCUGAAUGGUGAUGUUAUCACUGAGUUUUAUUUUCUAUAAUCAUAUAUUUUACCAGGGGAAACAUUUUUUCAAAAGAAAACUCAUCACAUUAUUGUCCAACUAGGGAGACCACAUGUGAGAGGCCAGGAGUCAGGCAUACCUUAAAGUCAGAAGAAUGAGGUCUGGUCCUGGCUUGCCUUUACCUUGUCUUUGGUCAUUGUCUUAGCAACACAAAAUCAUUCAAUACCUUGCAGCUGGCUUGGGCUCACUUUCAAGUGACCUUUUAGUGGGAUGGGAGUAUUGGUGACCAGUUCUGUCCAUAACCUUGACUCUUAAAAGAAGUGUUCAUGUGCUUUGUAGCUGCCUUCACUCUGCCAGAGGCCCCAGCUGAAUCAAAUAGGAACCAUGAAGGCUUUGCCUCCAGCCAACAAUAGAAAAACCAUGAGUUAUUGAGUUAUUUUUUUGUCUUUUUUUUAUUCUCUGAAACUUAUAGUACAACAGUGAGUAUGACUUCACACUGGAAGAAAUCGCAACUUGUAGACUUUUACAAGUCCCCCUGGACUCCUCUAGAGAUGUUCUGAGGAGGAAAUAAAUGAGCCAGUAGGUCUGACAAAAGAGAAUGUUAUGAUAAAUGCUAUAUUAGUCUUGACUGAAAUGGCUUUCUCUCCUGAUGCUACCCCCGGACACUGAACAGGAUAGUAGUUUCUACUUUUUCCUCUUUUUAUCUUUCUUUUGACUAUGCCAAAAAGGUAACAUUGGGUUUUUUUGAAUGAGUAAGUGAACCUCAAAUGGGGGACUUCCCUACCCCCUUACUUGUAAGAUACAACCAACAUUAACAAUCUACUCUUUAUUAUUCUACUCAUUGGAACUGAUCUGCUGGGGAAUAAAUUUUAACUCUUCCAUUUGCCAGCAACCUUGGACAAGAACUUCACCUCUUUGUACCUGUUUCUUCAUGUAUAAAAUAUGGAUAAUAGUAUCUAUCUCUUAGGGCUAUUUUGAGAAUUAAGUAAGUUAAUAUAUGUUAAGCACUUAAGACAGUGCCUGGCAAUAGUAAGUGCUCAAUAAAUGUUGCCCCCCCCACACUAAAUAUGAAUGAACAUUUUUUUAAAGCUGAAAUGUGAUUGCCCUCUACAUUUCAGCCUUAUAAACUAUUUUUGUUUUUGUUUUUGUUUUUCACUUCACAAUAUAUCCUGGAUGUUGCAAUCAACAUUACUUACUUUUGCUCAUUUGCAAAAUGUUCCUUUGGAUAAAUUUAUAGAAAUGGAAUUUCAAAAUAGAAAAGCAGUUUUUCUCUAUAAGUUAAUGUCAAUAAUAAAUAAAAUAUCAUGGUUGUAAAAAUCUUCUAUGAGGUAUACAUCAAUCCUUAACAAUGCAGAUAAAGUGUUUGAACUGGUAACCUGAAUAUAUUCUACUUUACCUCUGAAUUAAAAGAAUUUUCAGAAAAUCA
This is a messenger RNA of Herpailurus yagouaroundi (jaguarundi), 5003 nucleotides long. It is a transcript of the gene TACO1, whose product is annotated as translational activator of cytochrome c oxidase I. Bases 240 to 1133 code for a protein of 297 amino acids. Lineage: Eukaryota; Metazoa; Chordata; Mammalia; Carnivora; Felidae. Gene Ontology annotation, cellular component: mitochondrion. The record is from RefSeq and is a predicted model, not a curated record. The transcript is spliced from 5 exons.